This is a messenger RNA of Capsicum annuum, 2894 nucleotides long. Its product is annotated as pentatricopeptide repeat-containing protein At3g50420. Gene Ontology annotation, molecular function: protein binding; RNA binding. The transcript has a single exon. Lineage: Eukaryota; Viridiplantae; Streptophyta; Magnoliopsida; Solanales; Solanaceae. Gene Ontology annotation, biological process: RNA modification. Bases 650 to 2755 code for a protein of 701 amino acids. The record is from RefSeq and is a predicted model, not a curated record.
CUUACGGAAUACUCCUAUUAUACCAACUCAGCAAUCGUUGGGAGGACCUUAAACUAGAUAAGUAACACUAAUAAUAAUUAAUUUAAAAAUAUGUUGCAAGGUGAGUAUGGGAGUCUACUACCGACUUUGGAUUAUAAAGGAUAAAUAAGUUGUCCAAUAUAGUAGGAGUCCUUCAAAUUUUUAAAUUAGGUGGGAGGGAUAAAUUUUUUUGAGUUUUCUUUUUUUAAGUUUUUUUUUUUAAACAAUUUGUCCAAAUUGUAGAACAACUUUGGUAAUUGUUCGAUAACUUUGCAAGUUGUUCAAUAAGUUCAACAACCGAGAGAAGUCCAAGUUUUUUAAAUUAGGUGGGAGGGAUAAAUAUUUUUUGAGUUCUUUUUUUUUAAGUUUUUCGGUUCGAACAACUUGUUCCAGUUGUAGAACAACUUUGGUAGUUGUUCGACAACUUUGCGAAGUUGUUCAACAACUACCAAAGUUGUUCAACAACUGCACAAAAUUAUUCAGACAACUAACGUAGUUGUGGACAAGUUUGUGGGAUCCAUUUUACCCCUUUUUUUAAACUGGAAACUUGCCGGGCCCUUCUGGCUUAUUUUUCUCGUCUACUACAUGGAAAACAGAGAGUUAUGAGAGAUACUAUGCCAGUUGCCACCUUAUGCCACCAUUGAACGAGGCCACUUCCAUAGUUACACUUCUCCUCAACAAGUGCACCUCCAUUAACAUAAUAACCAAAGCACGCCAGCUUCAUGCCCUCAUACUCACUUCCAUACCGGCCACUUCCAAAUCUAGUUAUGUAUUCAAUAACAUUCUCUCCAUGUACGCUAGAUGUGGGUCUAUCCAAGAUGCAUAUAUCCUGUUCGACAAAAUGCCUGAGAGAAACAUCGUCUCUUUUAACGCCCUCAUUUCUGCCUAUUCUCGAUACCACCACCUUGCUCAUUUGGCUUUCUAUUUGUUUGCUGAAGUGCAAAGUGAGAACUUUAGACCAAAUGGGUUAACUUUUACUUCCCUUUUACAUGCAUGUUCGGGCAUCAAGAAUCAAGUGUUAGGCUCUAUGCUUCACUCCCAGUGUAUAAAGUUUGGGUUUUUGUAUGAUGUGUGUGUUCAAACCUCUAUGCUUGGCAUGUACUCAAACUGUGGAGUCUUGGAUUGUGCGGAGAGAGUCUUUUGUUCCAUGCAUGAUAAAGAUUCUGUGGCUUGGAAUACUCUAUUUUUCGGGUAUUUGGAAACUGGUAAGACAAUGGAAGGCGUUCAGUUGUUCGGCACCAUGUUGAGGACCGGAGUUGUUCCGACAAAAUUUACUUACACAACAUUGUUGAGUGCUUGUAGCAGGUUAAGAGAUCGUCUUGCAGGGCAAUUAACUCACUCUAAAGUAAUUGUUUCAGGGAUUGCACCUGAUUUGCCUCUAUAUAAUGCCCUGCUCGACAUGUAUUCUAGUUGUCGUGAUAAUGAAACAGCUUUGAAAAUCUUCAGAAAAAUCAAGAAGCCAGAUUUGGUUUCUUGGAAUUCAAUGAUAUCGGGGUAUGCAAUCAAUGGAGAUGGAGAGAUGGCAAUGAGGAUCUUCAUCCUAUUUGGAAGAUCUUCUCGUUUCACCCCUAAUGAAUAUACAUUUGCAUCUGUUAUUUCUGCUGCAGGAGCAUUUCCAGCAGCUGAUUAUGGGAAACCACUCCAUGGCCAAGUUGAGAAGGUGGGGUUCGGUGUAAGUGUAUUUGUUGCAAGCACACUUAUAUCAAUGUACUUUUGCAAUGGGAAAAUUGAGUCUGUUCAAAAGGUUUUCAAUAACGUCCUUGAUAAGGAUGUUGUCCUUUGGACUGAAAUGAUUGCUGGACAUUGUAGGAUUGGUAAUGCUGAGAGCUCUAUUAGAUUUUUCCAUGGGAUGUUAAAGGAAGGCCACAAGGCUGAUGAAUUUACUCUUACCAGUGCCUUAAGCGUGUGUUCUGAAGUGGCAACCGUGAGGCAGGGUGAGAUGAUUCAUUCCCUGGCUGCCAAAACAGGCUAUACUGCUGAGAUGACCGUUUGUGGGAGUCUAGUUGAUAUGUAUGCUAAAAAUGGAAACCUUGCAGCUGCAGAGCUUAUGUUUUCCAGUGUCAUCUUGCCAAAUCUAAUAUGCUGGAACUCAAUGCUUGGAGCAUAUGGUUACCAUGGGAAGUCAGAGGAUGCAUUUAAGGUGUUCAAUAAUAUUUUACAACAUGGCCUGACUCCAGAUGAUGUUACAUUUAUCUCCCUGCUUGCAGCAUGUAGCCACUGCGGUUUGGUGAACCAUGGUAUAUAUUUCUGGAGUUACAUGAAAGAAAAUGGUUUAAAACCAAACCUGAAGCAUUAUUCUUGCAUGAUCACUUUGUUGAGUCGGGCUGGAUUCCUGGAGGAGGCUGAGAAUGUAAUAAUGGAAUCACCCUUUGUUGUUGAAUCUCUUCAACUAUGGAGAAUUUUACUGAGUUCCUGCAUAAGUAAAGGAAACCAAACAGUAGGAAUACGCGUGGCUAAGCAGGUCUUAGGAAUUGAUGCAGAAGACAGUGCAACAAAUGUAUUGCUUUCGAACUUUUUUGCUUCAACUGGUAAGUGGAGUGGUGUUUCAGAAAUAAGGAGAAAGAUGAGGGGACUUGUGCUGGAAAAAGAUACUGGUUUAAGCUGGUUAGAGGUUGUGAACAAUACUCAUCUGUUCUCUUGUAGUGAUCAUUCACAUCCACAGUAUGAUGGUAUAAGAGCUGAGUUGCAUAGAUUGCAAGAAAACUUCACGCGGUCAGAAACUGAUAAUUUAUGUUAGAUGCAGAGGCUGUGGAAAUAUGAUCUAGCCUCUAUUUGUUAGAAUAUAUUUUCAUCAACAGAUAAUUGAAAAAAGUAAAUUGUCAUUUUAUUAAAAAUGUUUAAUUGAUGUGUAAGUACUAAUACAGGAUUAGUUUUCU